Messenger RNA from Mesitornis unicolor (brown roatelo), 1030 nucleotides. Its product is annotated as histamine H3 receptor-like. The transcript is spliced from 2 exons. The annotation marks the transcript as partial. Lineage: Eukaryota; Metazoa; Chordata; Aves; Mesitornithiformes; Mesitornithidae. Gene Ontology annotation, molecular function: histamine receptor activity. The record is from RefSeq and is a predicted model, not a curated record. Gene Ontology annotation, biological process: adenylate cyclase-activating adrenergic receptor signaling pathway. Gene Ontology annotation, cellular component: membrane.
CCCUCUGGUUGUAGGUGCCUUCUGCAUCCCCUUGUACGUGCCCUAUGUGCUGACGGGGAGAUGGAUCUUCGGGAGGAGCCUCUGCAAACUCUGGCUGGUGGUUGAUUACCUGCUCUGCACCUCUUCAGUAUUCAACAUCGUACUGAUUAGCUAUGACAGAUUCCUCUCGGUAACAAGAGCGGUCGUCUACAGAGCCCAGCAAGGCAACAUCAGGCAAGCGGUGCUGAAGAUGGUGAUGGUGUGGGUGUUAGCGUUCCUGCUUUACGGACCUGCCAUUAUCAGCUGGGAGUAUGUGUCGGGCCAGAGUGUCAUACCCACUGGGGAAUGCUACGCAGAAUUUUUCUACAACUGGUAUUUUCUCAUCACAGCCUCUACACUGGAGUUUUUCACCCCUUUCAUCAGUGUAACAUUUUUCAACCAGAGCAUUUACCUGAACAUACAGAAGCGUACCAAAAUACGUCUCGACACUUUCCACGAAGUGCACAACCAGUCCUUCACUGAAGAGAUGGAAAUGAGCCCAGAAGCAAAGCAGAAGGAACCAGCUGAAACCCUCGAUCUCUCUAAGAGCAAAGCUCAAGCAGCGGCUUCCACGGCCAGCCUGGCUGCCAAAGAUCUGCUGUCAACGAGCUCUGAGAAACCAAAGUGUUGCAAUAAAAAGAACUGUAAAAAUUCAGCGUGUAGUCCGUCCUUAGAGAAACGGAUGAAGAUCGUGUCCCAGAGCGUGGCUCAACACUUCAGGCUCUCUAGAGACAAGAAAGUGGCUAAAUCACUGGCAAUCAUCGUGGGCAUUUUUGGGAUUUGCUGGGCACCAUACACUCUCCUCAUGAUUAUCCAUGCUGGCUGCCAUGGCCACUGCAUCUCUGACUUCUGGUACGAGAUCUCCUUUUGGCUGCUGUGGAUCAAUUCGGCUGUCAACCCUGUCCUCUACCCUCUCUGCCACUACAGCUUUAGGAGAGCUUUUAUUAAACUCCUCUGUCCCAAGAAGCUAAAGAUUCAACCUCAUGAUCCCCUUCAGAAGUGCUGGAAGUGA